CAGGGAUUCUCCACAGGGGAAUUCCAAACUCCCGAAACAUGUAUAAUGCUCGGAAUCGGCUACUGCGCAUGUCCUGGACAAUCCCCCAAUUUAAGUCCAAGCGCUUUGCGCAUGUGUAAAGGAAAUCUCCCUGGAAAGUAGGAAAGUGUCAGAUGGGUGCUCCAUGGCGGCUGCAAAGAGACACUGCCCCUCUCGCUCUCACAGUUACAGGAGCGAAGGCGGCUCUGGGGCGUCUAGUCGUAAACAGUUGAAACAAGCGGAUACUUUACUAGAUAUUACAGCUAAAAUUGUUGCCGAAAAUAUUCCUUUUCAGCGAAUAGAACAGCAAUAUGACCGCAUACCGGAGCCAGUUCAGAGCAAGAUCGUUUUCUGGUCCUUCCCCCGGAAUGAACGGGAUAUCUACAUGUACUCUUCGUAUGCAAACUGCGCUAAAGAACCUUCAGAGAAUCAAAAAUUACCUUUUCAUCAGGGAGUUCGACUUCUUGACAACGGAGCUGUUGCAAAUGUUCUUCAAAUCGGAUUUCACCUGAGUGGUUCAGUGACCGAACCCAGCAACCCACUUCUGACACAGCCCGAGAAAGUUUACAAAGUCUCCAUUAGUUUUGAUAGGUGCAAGAUCACCUCGGUACAAUGUGGCUGCGGGAACAAAGACAUUUUCUGGUGCCAGCACGUGGUGGCACUGUCGCUCUACCGCAUCCGCAAAGCCAAGCACGUCCAACUGAGGGUGCCCAUCUCAGAGACCCUGCUGCAGAUGUCGCGGGAACAGCUGCAGAAGUUUGCCCAGUACCUCAUCACAGAACAUCACUCCGAUGUGUUACCCACAGCUCAAAAAAUUGCCGAUCAAAUAUUGCAGGCAGAGUCAGAAAUCAACAUGCUUCCAGGGGCCCCCGACCCCACUGCUGGUGCUUCCGUGGACGACGACAACUCCUGGCACCUGGACGAGGACCAGGUGAGGGAGCAGGUGCGCACAUUUCUCUCCCAAGGUGGCUACACGGGACCUUCCACGCAGCUGCACUCCAUGUUUGCCAAAGUUCGUGAAAUGCUGCGUGCCCGAGACUCCAAUGGAGCAAGGAUGCUGAUGCUGAUGACAGAACAGUUUUUGGCUGACCCCCGGCUGUCUGUGUGGAGGGUACAGGGCACACCGCUCACCGACAAAUGCAGGCAGUUCUGGGAUGAACUGGGUGCUCUGUGGGUGUGCGUGGUGCUGAACCCCCACUGCUCCAGCGCCGAGCGGGUUCAGUGGCAGGGCCUGCUGCGACAGUGGGUCAUCUGUCCCGUGUGCCCCCUGGAGGACGGAGAGGCCAAUCUCCUGGCAGGUAUCGGCGGCGGGAACAACCUCAGGCUUAGUAGAGGCUCAUCAAGCUCUUCCACUCGCUCUAACCAAAGAACCGUGCUGCACAACGCCUUAGAGGCCAGCGACCUGGUGUGGACAGACGGCCACCUCCAGAAGAUCCUCGCCUCAGAUAUGUACUGGAGUGCCAGUCGAACCGCCAGCGAUAACUUUGACAGUCAUGGGUUGCCGCUGUGGAAAGAGUACAUCCCGACUGCCUGCUCUCGUGUAGACGCCCUCCGCUCUCACGGCUUCACCAAGGAGGCCCUGAGGCUGACGGUGGCCAUUGUGCGCACCAUGAAGGCGGCGGUAGUGGCCAAUCAGGAGCAUUCGGCCUCAGAAGAAGGUUCCAAAAUCGUUGGCAGUUCCUGUUCGUGUGCCGUUCACACGUGUGGUCGCAGACACACUCCCUACAACCCCGUUGGCUGGAUCGGACAUCCUCUGGAUCCAAUCGGAGUCUUGUUCGACACUCUCUGUGAAGCUUGUGUAGUAGCCGACGACAAUUCACAAGAAUUUUACAGCCGCCAUUUGAGUAAUGACUCCAGCAAUGAAAGCCGCCGUCGUUAUCAGCAUGUGAACAUUCCGGGUGCUGCAGAGCAUAAUCAAACCUACCUCACUCUGGCUUAUGAUGUGGCCUUAAUAGGCCUGGGCCAACAAAGGAUCAUGCCUUCAGGAAUCCAUUCUCAGGAGAAAGCUUGCAAGCAGGAGGAGCGACUGCUGGCAAAGUUGAACACAAUCGAGCUCGACUCCACCUUGUUUGAGGUGUUACAGACAGAGACCACACUGCUGCUAGAGGGUGGGUCAUGGAGUGGUCUGGGUAUCGGCAUUCACCCAGAGACGUAUCCGAUGCACAUGUUUGCACACUUCCUGUUCCUCAAGCUGGUACCCCGUGACCCUGACCUUGCGUACAAAGUGGGCCUGCGUGCCAUGAGGCUUCCAAUUCUAGAGAACCUGGAUGAGACCAACAUGGAGGACAGCAUGAACAACGCCAACAUGUUAGCGCGCUUCCCUCGCUGGUUCGUCCUGUCUCACGUUGAAUCUCAGCAGUGUCUUCUCGCCUCCACUCUGCUGGAGUCUGCCAAAAAUGACGUUCACCGUUUACAAUCUGUGUUGGACUGCGCACAGAGACACGUCCAUAGUUCUUCCCAGUUAUUCCGUCUUGCCCAGGAUACUUUCAAAAUCGCCACACCUCCUGAUGGGCCCAAGUACAUUCCUGCUCUGAAAGCUGCCUUUGAGCUUGGUCUUCAGGUUAUGAGGAUGACGCUCAUGAGCCUCAACUGGCGUCGGCGUGAAAUGGUGCGGUGGAUCGUCACCUGCGCUACAGAAGUCGGAGUGGAGGCCUUGCUUUCCAUCAUGCAAUCUUGGUACCAGUAUUUUGCUCCUUUGGAGGCCUCAAGUACAGUGGCUAUGACGGUGAUGUCCCCUGCCACAAUGAUGCAGCUCAGCGCCACCUUCCAGCAACAGGAGGAGCUGGCUGCCUGCGCCCGCACACUGGCCUUACAGUGCGCCAAGCGUGACCCUCAGAACUGUGCUCUGUACGCCCUCAAUCUCUGUGAGAAGGACCGCAUGGCCUUUGAGAUGGCCUACGAGAUUGUGGUGGGUGCUGCGCCGCACAUAAUCAAUUCUAGCCAACUGUUUAACAUUGCACGUUACAUGGAGCAACAUGGCCACCCCUCUCAGGCGUUCCGUCUAGCGCUUCUGGCCAUGAAAGGCUUGCACGUGGCUUAUAAUCAGGACACCCACCCGGCCGUCUCCGACAUCCACUGGGCGUGCGCGCUGGCCCACUCGCUGAGCCGCCACGACCUGACCAGCAUGGUGGCCAUCUUGGUGAAGAACGUACAGUGUGCGCCCGUGUUAGCCGAUGUUUUGCGCCGAUGCACCAUCACGGCCCCCGGCUUGGGCUGUGUGGACGGUAGUAAGCGGCGUACGUUAAAACUCCUCAGUUACGAUAAAGCUCCUCUCAAGCAGCUUAUGGACCAGACAAUCCUGGCAUACGUGCACACUACGCACUCGAAGCUGUCACACAUAAGCCCACGACACUACGCCGACUUUAUUGAGUUCCUGACCAAAGCCCGAGAGACUUUCCUGCUGGCUCACGACGGCCACAUUCAGUUUGCGCAACUUAUUGAGAACAUGAAGCUGGUGUACAAGGGGAAAAAGAAGCUCAUGUUUUUGAUUCAUGAACGAUUCGGUUUAUAACACAGGUGUUCCCCCGUGUCACUUUUCUGCUUUUACCUGGGUUUUUUUAUUUGUGGCUUUUGUUUUUAUGAGUGUGUGAAAGUGGAGGAAAUGACUGGAUAUGUAUUUUUAAAGCAGAUAUUUUAUCUUGGAAGCAAAUUUGAAAAAUAUUUUUUGGUGAUUUAUGAAGGUAAGAUAGCUGCUCUGUAUUACUAUAAAGUUUCACCUCAUAGAAAUGUAAUUGACCAUUGUGAUAUGAAACAACAAUUGGCGAAAACCUCAGUGAACGUGAUAUGAAGAUAGACCUAUCUAAAUUAGGAAAUAAUCGCAGAGUCUCUUUGAGUUACUUUUUACAAUUGUUUUGUUUUCCUUUUUAUUUUUAUUUGUUACUGUGUUUAUGAUAAUGCAUUGUGAUUUUUGUUGAAGAAGAAGAAUACAUUUGUUGAGGCAACUAUUUGUUGUUUAAAUAAGCUAGCUCUUUAAGUACAGACUUUUGUUAUUUGUUGAGGUUUUUCUGUUCUAUAUUGAUGUUUUGUUUUUGUUUUAAAAUAAGAAAUAUAUUUAUUGAGAGCAGGGGAAGUGAAGGAUAGUUUUAGGGAAUAUUUAUUUGCUUUUCCAGUAUUAAUGGUUGAAAGUAACUUCAGACUUAAAGAAAUCAUUUAUUAGGCAUUAGGGCCUCAGGUUUAAAAAAAAAUUUGCAGUGAAAGUAUUCUUUUUUGUCGAUACUUCUUCUUUUUUUCCUUCUAAAGCUGGGUUUAUGACAGUUUAUGUUCUUAACUACGGCAUAACAGAAAGCUACAAGCUAAUGGAAAUCAAAAUCAUGUAUGAGAGGCUGGUAAUUCUAAACCUCUUCCAGCUUUGAGCGUGAAAAAAGUGAAUGAGGAUCCUGGGGAGUAUGUUUGAGAAUUCCUGUGUCUUAUGAGUUUAAUAUCCAAGUAUUCAUUCAUGCUUUUCUGUUUAUAUAGGAUUUUUUUUUCUUUUUUUUUUUUUUGACAUGGUGUUCAGCUGACCAGUGUCCAAAAUAAUAUAGAUAUAAAGAGGUAGAUAAUGGUAAGAGUUUACAGCUUAUCAGUUUUUUGUUUUGUUUUCGGGUGAGUUUUUUUGUUGUUGUUGUUUUGUUUUCUAUUUGUUCCAUUUUUCUCUUUUGUUAUUCGUUCAAAUGUGUGCCAUACAGUAUUUUAUCAUACACGUUGAAGCAAUACAGGAAAUAUUACAAACUAAUGCAGCUUGAUUGUCCUCCCCUAUUGAUAUGAAGAGGAAUUUUGUCACACUUUCCUCAUCAGGGAAGUGCAAAUUGUUUAUGUGCUUUAUAAACUUUGUCCUUGCUUCUGCUAUAGUACUAUUGUUUAUAUUUAUGUUAAAAAAUGUGCGUACUAGUUGUUAUUAGUGAAGGAGGGUGUUGUUAAGAAGCAAACUCAGUGUGACUGUUAUUCCUUUAAUCAACUUGUGGUUGAAUCCUGACUUUCUAUGCUAACGCUGAAGGGCGAGUGUAAAAUCAAAAUAAACAUUUCGAAGCGAACAGGAGCGCAUAAUGCUUCAGGCAGUCAUUUUGAGAGUUAACAGAUCAUAAAAGAUGUACCUGAUUGUGUAGGGCUAGGACUUGAAGGAUAGGAUGCUAGGAUACUAGCUUCUUGUGUUUUUCCAAGUGACCAAAGGCAUGGUGUGAACUGUCACCAGUAUUGUGGAACCAUUGAUGAUCUAUAAUUUGUUGUGCAGAUGCCUCAUGAUGCUGAAUGAAAGUGAUGUUAGCAGCUCGGACAGAGAAUACUUCCUUUUCAAAAUCGUUUUGAUUUGAUAAACUUGCUGUUGUGUUUAGAACUGAAAUGAUAAGUCAGUUUGUUUUUCGGGUUCCUUUUUUUAAAUUGUUGGCUAUGUUGAUUUUUAUUGAUUUGUUUGGUUAUUGCUUAGAGAAAGUGAAUGAAUUUGAGCCAUCCACCUUAUGCAGUUCAGUCUAUGUGGUAUGGGAUAGCAGCAUCGCUCGCUGAGGACCAGGCUGUAUGUGCUUUUUGUUGUCCGUUGAAAUUUCAGCAAUUUUAUGAGCAAGACAUUUUCUAUGAGACUCUACCAUAAAAAAGAAUCGAAUGGAAGAUUAUUUACUUUUUUUUUAAACUUAAAAAUAUAUACAAAUUUUUUUUUAUUGAAGAUUUUACAUGUGUGGAUGUAAUUAUGAAUGUCAGAAGGUAGUUUUGAUUUAAAAGUCCACUUUCUUCUCUUGCAAACAUAGUGCCUGUCAAAGAUUUUAUUACGCAUAGGUGCAAUAAUACAUGUAUUCAUUUUAUAUUUAUCGGAAACACAAAAAUUCUUCAAUAUUUUAACUCAAUAGGAAUGAUAAUUUCUCUUAAGAAGAAUGUAGAUUUUCCAAUGUCCAAUGUAUUGUGUGCGCUGUGAGACUUUGAAACUCAAGUGUUUUAAUGAAUGUUCAUUCCAUUUAGCUGUCCAGAUUUCCUAGUGUGCUUGUGAAGUGUGCCAGUUUUUCUGUGUGAGAGGGGAAUGCAGAUUUCGAGUAAUUUUGAACAGCAUUCUUAUUCUAUAUAAUUGAUGUUGGGGGAGAAGGAUGUUAAUCUAUCUGGUGUCCACAUUAUGUGCCACAAGUUCUGCGACUAGGGCUUCUUUUUACCUCUGUAGAGCUAGAACGAUGGGCAAUUCCACGGAGAACUGUGAGACGCUCAAAAGCAUAUAUGAAGCUUUUGAUUGGCAGACUUUAUUCUGUGUUCAGCAUAGCAUCAAAAUCUCAGGUAUAAUAUACAGAUUAAGUUUCAAUUUUUAAAGAGGCAAACAAAAACAAAAAAA
Aplysia californica (California sea hare) is the source of this 6298-nucleotide messenger RNA. RefSeq names its product zinc finger SWIM domain-containing protein 6. Lineage: Eukaryota; Metazoa; Mollusca; Gastropoda; Aplysiida; Aplysiidae. Gene Ontology annotation, cellular component: Cul2-RING ubiquitin ligase complex. The record is from RefSeq and is a predicted model, not a curated record. The coding region runs from base 164 to 3529 and encodes 1121 amino acids. Gene Ontology annotation, molecular function: zinc ion binding. The transcript has 16 exons.